AUGUGGCAUGAUACAGACGGACCCGUAAACGAGGACGUCGAAGCUGCUGAGCUGCUGUUCCACCGGCGCCACCAGCCUCCGUCGUUGCCGCCAGCGCCCGCGGGGCUGACCUCCGAGCAGGUCAAGCGGCGCCACAUCGUGCAGAGCGUCGUACACAGCGAGAACAACUAUGUCGCCUCAUUGCAAAGUCUAGUCAAUGAUUACAAGAAGGUGAUGGAGGAGGCGCACCCGCCGGUGCUGAACUCUGCCAAGAUAUCUGUCAUCUUCAAACGCGUGCCCGAGAUCCUGCAGUGCCACACGCUGUUCCGGAUCGCUCUGGCCGAGGCUGUCCGCCAGUGGGACGCCGAAGAGCGCAUCGGCGACGUGUUUGUCGCGUCCUUCUCCAAGGCCAUCGUGCUGGACAUCUACUCUGAUUUCAUCAACAACUUCUCCGUCUCCAUGGAGACCAUCAAGCACGAAGCGAAACGGAAGAGCGCGUUCGCCGACUUCUUGAAGAUGCGGCAGAUCAGCUCACUGGACCGGCUGUCGCUGUUCGGCCUGAUGGUGAAGCCGGUGCAGAGGUUUCCGCAGUUCAUUCUGCUUCUGCAGGAUCUGCUGAAGCACACUCCUCAGGGUCACCACGACAGGAUGUCGCUGCAGCUGGCGCUGACGCAGCUCGAGUCGCUGGCAGAGAUGCUCAACGAGAGGAAGCGCGAAUCGGAACAGUUCAAGGCCUUCCGCGAGACGCUUCGACGUCUGAACGGCAAGUUCUCGAUGCGCUCUCUGGCCGACACGAACCGCUACCUGCUGCGCGAGGACAACGCCACGCGGCUCGAGUUCGGCACCAACGGCUCCAUCAGCAAGUCCAAGAGCCGGCGCCUCUUCCUGCUCAACGACCUGGUGGUGUGCGUCAGCGUGGCGGGAAAGCCGGCCGACGAGACGGCCGCCGCCGAGCGACUCACGCUCAAGUGGUCGGUGCCGGUGACGGACGUCGAGAUCCAGGAGGCCAGCACCUCGCUGACGCUGAGCCACGUGAUCACGGCUACGACGCGGCCGCCGGGCGGCGCGCGCCCCGCCGACGAGGCUGCUGCCGGCGCGCUCACCAACGUCGGCCAGCUCUGCCACAAGAUGAGCAACCUGAUGCACGAUUACGAAGUGGUGUCGCGCAUCGGCUCGCUUGUCGACACGCUCAAGGGCGAGUACCCGGGCCUGACGACGGCGCUGACGGCGCAGAUAGCCGCCUCCAUCCAGCGCUCGAUCCGGCAGAAGGACGAGGAGAUCGCCUGGCUGGACGCCUGCUGUCUGCAGCUGGCGGUGCGGCGGGCCGGCCGCGAGGAGCACUUCACCUUCCAGCUCGAGUCGCCCGCCAAGAAGCGCGAGUGGACCACCGACUUCCGGCUGGCCCAGCUCGCUCUCGACGAGAACAACUCUCGGGCCUGGGACGUGCCGGAGCGGGAGCAGCGGCCCAUCACCAGGGUGCCGCUCUUCGUCAAGACGAUGCCGGUGGUUUCGCCAGUGCCCGCUGGCACCGACACUGAGGUACAGUGCGGCUGCUUCUACAGCGUCACCAUCGUCAAGCCCACCCAGCGCACGCGCGAGCAGAGCUACCUCUGGAUCUGCACCACCGAUGGUGUCAACAGCUUCGUCAUCAUCUACGCCAUGCAGCAGGUGGGCUUCCGAGAUGUGCUGCGGUUCGAGCUGCCGGCCGAGCGGGUCACGGCCAUGCAGUUUGUGCCGGGGGAGCCGACCGAGGCCGGCUGCCGCUCGGGUGCCGUCUGGCUCAGCACGACCGCCGGCAGAGUGCUGCUGUACUCGGCGCAGGAGCCGGAGCGAUGUCAGCAGACGGGCGCCGCGCCGCUACCGUCGCCGGCGCGCCGGCUGGUGGCGCUCGGCGGCGCCGUGUUCGCCGCGCUCGAGAACGGCGCCGUGGCCGUGCUGGAGCACGGUGCGGACGGCGGCUGGCAGCCUGGGCCGCCAUCCCUGCUGCCGCUCGGCGAGCGGCCCGUCUCCUGCCUGCUGCCCAUCGGCGGCGCCGUGUACGCCGGCUGCGGCCGCCGCGUGUCCGUCAUCGAUGCCGUCACGCGUGACGUCACGAAGAGCUUCACGGUGCAGGAGCACGAGUCGUCCGGCGACGUGCACCUGCUGGCCCACAGCGGCAUCGGCCUGUGGAUCUCGCUGGCGCACAGCUCCACCAUCUGUCUCUACCACACGGAGACCUUCCGCCACCUGCAGGACAUCAACGUGGCGUCCAACAUCUCGCGCGUCAUGGGCGACGGCGUGCGCGGCUCUGUGGCCGUCACGGCGCUGGUGGCCGGCCGCGGCCUGCUCUGGGUCGGCACCAGCGUCGGCGUCACGCUUACCAUCCCGCUGCCGCGGCUGGAGGGCGUGCCCAUCAUCUCGGGCCGCGGCAACAUCUCGUACCACGCGCACUGCGGCGCCGUCACCUACCUGCAGGUGCUGAGCGCGCCGGCGGCGCGCGCGCUGGCGCCGGCCGCGCCGCGCGAGAGUGUCAUCCACGAGGAGGCGCCCGCUGAGGCGGCUGGCCGCCUGGCCAAGCGGCGCUCCGACACCAGCCUGAGCGACUCCAAGAAGAGCGUGCGCAUCCAGCCGCGUUUCAGCAGUCCGUCGCUGCUGCGCAAGCGCUCGCGCGACCGCGACAACAUGACGCGUCGGCUUUCCAAGACGCUGCCGCGCGGCAUGAGUCUCCUCUCGGCCAGCGGCAGCGUGUGCGACGACGUGUACGGCCUGUACGGCAACCUGCUGAACCUGCACGGCUUUGACGAGUCGCGCGAGCUGGGCGAGCUCAGCGAGCACGUGCGCCGCAGCGACCCGGAGCUGGCCGGCCUGCCGCACAAGAUGGCCACGCUGGACCGGCGGCUGCAGCUGCGCGCCGGCCGGCCGCGCUCUCUGGACCUCUCCAGCUGGUCGGUGGACUCUCGCUCGUCGGUGCACACGACGAGCUCCUCGUCCGAGGGCGACCGCGCCCACUCGGCGCCGGCCUCGCGCGUGCACUCGUUCCGCAGCCCGGAGCCGACCGGCCGGCGCAAGGAGGAGCCGGCGCGCAGCGUGCUCACGGUCAUGGCCGGCCGUGGCUACGUCAACUGGGGGCGGGCCGACCGCCGGAGCCCGGGCAGCCGGGCGGCCAACUCACACGACGCCCACCUGGUGCUGUGGGAGAUGAAGUUAUAGUGCACCGGGCCGCCACUAGGCGGAGGCCGCGUCUGGGACGGUGCCGAGGGCGGGGCGCUACCCAGGGGGCGGCCACGUGACGCGGCCCGGUAACCGUCCCGUGAUGAUCUGAUAGUCACGUGUCGCUCGAAUCUGUGUUGCGUGAAGCCGGCUCAUAUUCAUGUGUGAGUUGGUCACCAUUGCAAACGCAGAUGUGUGCACGUGGCGCGCAACUUAACAGUGAUCGUCAAGUAUUCUUGAAUUCUCGAGUCGCAUUUGGGCGUUUGUGCGUGACAUUGGUAUCAGUGAGGGUGCUACGUUGCAUCUCUUGCAUGUCAAUGCAAUCAUGUGAUGACUAUGUAUCAAAAUACGGUAAAACGUAUGCUAUUGUAUCGUAUAGAUGACAAUAUACGCAUCCCUGUGCUACGUG
Messenger RNA from Pollicipes pollicipes, 3577 nucleotides. Its product is annotated as rho guanine nucleotide exchange factor 10. The coding region runs from base 1 to 3168 and encodes 1055 amino acids. NCBI's taxonomy places the organism in Eukaryota, Metazoa, Arthropoda, Thecostraca, Pollicipedomorpha, Pollicipedidae. Gene Ontology annotation, biological process: actin cytoskeleton organization; positive regulation of stress fiber assembly. The transcript has 10 exons. Gene Ontology annotation, molecular function: guanyl-nucleotide exchange factor activity. The record is from RefSeq and is a predicted model, not a curated record.